AACCUCCUGGCAGCCCUAAUAUAAGUACUAUUCCGGCCGCCAUUUUCUCUCUUCUUCUCCCGCCCUUUGUCUCUCUCUCUAAAUCAAGAGUUUUCAGCGAAGGGAGAGAGAGAAGGUAACCCCAACUCUGAAUCAUCGCAUCAAUGUCUGCUAAAUGGCGAGCUCUGCAGCAUCGCCACCGCUAUACUUACAGUGCAAUUGUUUUCCCUCACUCCUUCGUUGAUUCUCUCAAUUCCUUCCAAUCCUCUUCUAAAUUCUUCACUGAAUUACUCCAACUUGUAUCCUUGAACUCCGUUUACGCCCAAGUGAAUCACGCCAAGAAAGUCGCUUCCGCUUUCUCCGAGUUACUAGCCAAUGGAGACGAGGAUUCCGUGUCCAAAGCCGCGCGGUUUUACUUGGAGGUUUUGUUCUGUGAGAAUUCCCAGCCUUUGCAUCGAACCCUUGUCUCCACUUUGGCCAAAAGCCGUAAAUUUCAGGAUUCUCUGGGAGAGUGUUUCAGGAAUCUCUGUGAGGAGCACAGUGGGCUGCAACAAGGUGGAGAGAAGCGGUUCUGCGUGUCGAGGGUGGCUUUAUCGGUAAUGGGUAUGCCCAAAUUGGGAUAUUUAGUGGAUGUUAUUAAAGAUUGUGCCAUUUUGGUUGCUCGGGAUAUUGUCUCUAGCUUGGACUCUGUGGUUAAGGAAACCAAUGAGUCCGCUAGGCCUUCUCCAAUUAUUAUGGAGCAGUGUCAAGAGGCUUUGUCUUGCUUGUAUUACUUGCUUCAGCGAUUUCCCUCCAAGUUCCAGGAAGAUUCUAGUGUUAUGGGGAUGAUUGUGAGUACCAUUUUAAGCAUUCUAAAAUCCUUGGCUUUUUCCAGGGAUUGUUAUGUGGCAGCUGGCGUGAGUUUCUGUGCUUCUCUGCAAGUUUGCCUCAACUCAGCAGAACUUGGGGUGCUCAUCUUUUAUGGAAUUUUUGAACAAACUAACCACAUUUCAUUUUUGAAGUAUGAAAGUGAAUUUAAGAAUGCUGUUCUGAAGGUUCCUCAUCAAGCGAAUGUCUGCAGUGAAAUUCAAACUUUUUCAGUGUUGAGUAGACUCUGCUUGAUCAGGGGGAUUCUGACAGCAAUUCCAAGACCUGUGCUCAAUAUACCAUUUUAUAUGAUGGAAGGAGAUUUGAAUGGCCAUCCAGGUUGUCUAAAUAGCGGUGACUCAGUCAAGACGGUACUCUAUGAUGGCAUUUUGCCUGAGCUGUGUAACUAUUGUGAAAAUCCUACUGAUAGCCAUUUUAACUUUCAUUCAUUGACUGUACUGCAGAUUUGUUUGCAACAAAUAAAGACAUCUUUAGUUAGUAAUCUUACUGAUACAUCCUGUAGUUAUGAUCCCCUCCCUGAGGAGAUGGGAAGUCGAAUACUAAGAAUUAUGUGGACUAACUUGGAUGAUCCUUUAAGUCAAACGGUCAAACAAGUGCAUCUCAUCUUUGAUCUAUUCUUAGAGAUUCAAUCGUCACUUUGCUGGUCAGAGGGUAGCGAGAAAAUAAAGUCAUACUUGCGGAAAAUUGCUUUUGAUCUUCUUCGUUUGGGUUCUCGCUGUAAAGGAAGAUAUGUUCCUUUAGCUUCUUUAACCAAAAGGUUGGGUGCAAAGGCAUUGUUAGAUAUGAGCCCUUCCCUGCUUUUGGAAACUGUACAAGCAUAUAUUGAUGAUGAUGUGUGCUGUGCUGCCACUUCUUUCUUGAAAUGUUUCCUUGAGCAUCUGCGUGAUGAGUGCUGGAGCAGUGAUGGUAUUGAAGGUGGGUAUGCACUUUAUAGAGGUCAUUGCUUGCCACCCGUUCUUCAUGGACUUGGUUCUGGGAUAUCAAAGCUUCGAUCAAAUUUGAACACUUAUGCUCUUCCGGUAUUGUUUGAAAUUGACCUAGAUAGUAUAUUCCCUAUGCUUGCUUUUAUCUCAGUCUGGCCUAGUUCAAGUGACAAUGGAGUUCUCUAUCCUGGUAAUAAUCAGGGUAGUAUGGAACUGAGAGUUGAACAGAAAGUUGCCAUUUUUAUUUCAUUGCUCAAAGUAUCUCGUUCACUUGCUUUAAUUGAAGGAGACAUUGAUUGGCUAGAGAAACCUAGCUUAGACGAGAAAUCUGUCCAUGAAAUAGAAUAUUUUAGUUGUCAUGCUCUUGUUUUUGUCAAGGGAGUAAAGGUCGAAAUCCUUGUUGAGUGGCUUUUAUUAGCAUUAACACAUGUUGAUGAGUCACUUCGUGUGGAUGCUGCAGAAUUUCUUUUCUUGAACCCUAAAACUUCUAGUCUGCCAUCUCAUUUAGAACUUACUUUGUUGAAGAAAGCAAUACCAUUGAACAUGAGGUGUAGCUCUACAGCUUUCCAGAUGAAGUGGAGUAGCCUGUUUAGAAAGUUCUUUUCUCGAGUACGAACAGCUUUAGAGAGACAAUUCAAGCUGGGUAACUGGAUACCACUUGCUUCUUCUUGUAAUAGUGAAAACUAUCUGCCAAAUGGAAGUGAGCACAUUAUAGCUGGUAGAGCGGAUGAUCUUUUCCAUUUUAUGAAGUGGUUAAGUUGCUUUCUGUUUUUCUCAUGCUAUCCUUCUGCACCUUACAGGAGAAAAAUUAUGGCGAUGGAUCUAUUUUUAGUUAUGCUUAACAUUUGGUCAAUUGUUCCUUCUAAAGAAAAGUUUAAUGAAAAUCUUCUUCUUCCUUAUAAUGAAGGAAUUACUUUACCCGAUUCAGUUCUUUUGUUAGUUGGAUCCAUCAUUGAUAGUUGGGAUAGACUCAGAGAAAAUUCUUUCCGUAUAUUGCUGCACUUUCCUACUCCACUUCCUGGCAUUUCUAGUGAAUAUAUGGUUGGAAAAGUAAUCACAUGGGCGAAAAUGUUAGUUUGCAGCUCACGUGUCAGAGAAAGUGAUGCUGGAGCAUUGGCAUUAAGGCUUGUAUUCAGAAAGUAUGUUUUGGAUUUAGGCUGGAUGGUCAAAGCUUCAGGUGUUGUUGUUUGCUUGGAUUCCCUAAAAAAAUUACCAAAUGUGGAUGAGGAAAUAAAAAAAUCAAACCAUCCGGUGGCAGAGUAUUUGAAAUCUUUGAUUGAUUGGUUGAAUAUCUCUGUAACUGAGGGAGAGAGGAACCUCUCUGAAGCCUGCAAAAACAGCUUUGUUCAUGGUGUGUUGCUCACUUUGCGGUAUACUUUUGAGGAGCUGGAUUGGAAUUCAGAUGUUGUGCUAUCUAGUAUCUCGGAGAUGAGAAGUCUACUGGAAAAGCUUUUAGAGCUUGUGAUGCGAAUAACUUCCUUGGCACUGUGGGUGGUUUCAGCAGAUGCCUGGUAUCUUCCUGAAGACAUGGAUGACAUGGUCGAUGAUGAUGCCUUUAUGCUGGAUGUUCCAAAUGAGGCUGAUGUGUCUAUGUCCUUGUCUGAGAUGGAAUACAGUGAGGAAAAAACUACAGUAAAUUUAAGAACAUCAGAGCAGAUUGUGAUGGUUGGCUGUUGGCUUGCCAUGAAAGAGGUUAGUCUUCUUUUGGGAACAAUCACAAGGAAGGUGCCUUUGCCUGCUGCGUCUGAUUCAGUCGAAUCUGAUCCCAGUGCUUCCAUUAUAUCAAGACAAGAGGAAGUACUUGAUUUAAGACAACUUAAAGUGAUUGGGGACCACUUUUUGGAAGUUCUUUUGAAAAUGAAACACAAUGGUGCAAUUGAUAAGACAAGGGCUGGAUUUACUGCUCUUUGCAACCGUUUACUCUGUUCAAAUGACCAAAGACUUUGUAAGUUAACAGAAUCCUGGAUGGAUCAGCUAAUGGAAAGAACGAUUGCAAAGGGCCAGACAGUUGAUGAUUUAUUGAGGAGAAGCGCUGGUAUUCCAGCUGCCUUUAUUGCUCUAUUUCUGGCAGAGCCAGAAGGUUCCCCUAAGAAGCUUCUACCAAGAGCUCUGAAGUGGCUCAUAGAUGUAGCCGAGAGGUUGUUGCAGAAUCCAAUUGAUACGAAUCAUAAAAACAGCAACUUCUCCAAGUUACCAUCCACAGGGUUAGGCCAAGAAACAGAAUCUGUUUUACCCCAUGAGACUUAUCCAAGUGAAAAAGCCUCUAAAAUUCGUGAUGAAGGGGUCAUUCCAACAGUUCAUGCGUUCAAUGUCCUUAGAGCUGCUUUCAAUGAUACCAACCUAGCAACUGAUACAUCUGGUUUCUCUGCUCAGGCUAUAAUUGUUGCUAUUCGCUCAUUCUCUUCUCCUUACUGGGAGGUGCGUAACAGUGCUUGCUUGGCAUACACUGCUUUAGUUCGGCGGAUGAUAGGAUUUCUCAAUGUUCACAAACGAGAAUCAGCUCGUCGAGCUUUAACUGGACUUGAGUUUUUUCACAGGUAUCCCGCAUUGCAUCGAUUUUUAUUGGAGGAAUUGGAAGUGGCUACUGAGUCUCUUGAUGAUGGCUAUUCUGGAAAUUCAAAAUUCAAUUUAGCAAAUGUUGUGCACCCAAGCUUGUGUCCUAUGUUAAUUCUUCUAUCCAGGCUUAGACCUUCUACGAUUGCAAGUGAAGCUGGGGAUGACCUGGAUCCAUUUCUCUUCAUGCCGUUCAUCAGGAAGUGCUCUUCUCAAAGCAAUCUACGGAUUCGUAUUCUUGCAUCUAGAGCAUUGACAGGCCUGGUGUCCAAUGAGAACUUACCAUCAGUUAUCCUCAAUAUAGCAGCCGGGUUGCCAGUUGAUGACAUCACAAUGAUGGCUCGUGAAUCAAGCAUCUCACUAGAUGCGACUGAAACCCCUCAACAUGCUUCAUAUAAUAGGAUCCAUGGAAUCUUGUUGCAGUUGAUUUCCCUUUUGGAUACAAAUUGUAGAAAUCUGGCAGAUAUUUCGAAGAAAAGCCAGAUUCUUAGUGACUUGGCAGAGGUCCUUGCACGUUGCUCCUGGAUGGCAAGGCGUAGAUGUUGUUCUUGCCCAAUUCUUAGUACGUCUGUCUUACGAGUCCUAGGUGAUAUGCUCAGUAUUGUUAGAACAUGCCCGAGAAGCAAAAGUUUCUACAUCAUCCGAAACCUGCUUCUGGAUCUAUCUACUGAGUGCUUAGAUGUGGAAGCCUCUCACGAAUUGUCAUAUUAUGAUCCAACAGUAGCAGAGCUUCGGCAACAAGCAUCUAUUUGCUAUUUCAAUUGUGUAUUUCAACCAUUUGAUGAAGAAGAUGAUGCAGAUCUUCAGACAUCACAAAGAUCUCGGUUUGCUGAAGAUGUGCCAGCCACUCUAAUGGAUUAUCCUUUUUCACAACUUCAAGAAAGGCUAAUCCGCUCAUUACAAGAUCCCUGCUAUGAAGUUCGACUUUCAACAAUGAAAUGGCUGUUUAAAUUUCUGAAUUCAACAGAAUAUUCUGCUGGGUUGUAUGACUUGAGUUGUCAUGAGAUUAGGACUGUUUAUCACUGGAUUAAAACCAACCUCCAAACCUUACUGACAGAGCUUUUGUCAUUGGAGAAGAAUUAUAGAUGUCUAUACUACAUUUUAAAGAAUAUUUUUGCAUGGAAUAUAUCUCAGUUUCAGAAGUUUGGCAAUGAGGAAUGUACUGAAGAGGUAGUGUAUAUUGGUAAGAUGGACUGUGGAUCCGUGUUGCAGUUUUGGGAUAAGUUGAUUUCCUUGUACAAGCUCACAAAACAUGCAAAAACUCGGGAAAAUACCAUUCGCUGCAUGGGAACUUGCAUAAAGCGCCUUGCUAUGCAAUAUUCAGCCUGCAUUGUUUCCGAUGCCACGGUGACUGAGUCUUCAAAUGAUAGAAUAUCAGAUAACUUGGCCAAAUUCCACUCCUGUAUUACCCUAUUCACUGACCUGAUAAGGCAACAUAGUGCUGCAUCAGAGCCGGUAAAUAUGCGUAUGGCCGCUGCAGAUUCUAUUAUAGCCUCAGGUUUGCUAGAACAAGCUGAAAUUUUUGGUGAUUUUGUGUUCAACAACCAAAUCCCUCUGGAGACUGCUAACUCCCGUUUUGAACAGAGAGAGUAUGUGAAUAUGUAUGCUCAUCAAAUCCUUAAUAUAUGGUCUACAUGUAUUAUGCUUUUGGAGGAUGAAGACGAUGACAUCAGGAAAAGGCUCGCAGCAGACGUCCAGAAGUGUUUUAGCUCGGAAAGAACUCCAAACCAAGUGGAGCAAGUUAUAGGAUCAAGUUUUGAGUAUCUAUCAUCUAUAUUCGGCCACUGGGUUCUGUAUUUCAAUUACCUUGCAAACUGGGUGUUGAAUACAGCGAAUUAUACUGUUUCGGCAGCAGACCCAGUUAGGAGAGUGUUCGAUAAGGAAAUUGAUAACCAUCACGAAGAAAAGUUAUUGAUCAGUCAGACUUGUUGUUUACACAUGGAGAAGCUUUCAAGAUCUAAACUAGUUGCUUUGUUGGACACCGAAUGGUUCAUAAACUAUUUGGUUAGCUUGAGAAAGAGAUUUUUCCGUCAGUUGAUCAAAUUUUCAGAUGAGCAUAUGAACAAACAUGGUGGAUUUGAUUGGAUAGGUGGUGCAGGCAACCACAAAGAUGCAUUCCUUCCACUUUAUUUAAAUUUGCUUGGCUUCUUUGCCCUCUCAAACUGUAUUGUGAAUGGCAAAACCGAGGUCACUAUGCAGCCUCUCGUCGCCGAGGUUGUCGAAAUCGGUAAGAUUAUUAUUCCUUUUCUUAGGAACCCUCUGAUAUCGAAUCUGUAUUGGUUAGUGAUUAGAAUACACAAAGAAGCCUUAUAUGUUAAUAGAGAUCACAGAAUCCUUGAACUUGGACAUGAAGCAAUCUGGGAAGGUUUUGAUCCAUAUUUUCUUCUCAGAUAAGUUUCUUGUAGAAUAUUUCUUUUAAUUUUCAUUUGAGUUAGAGAAUUUUGAUGGAAAUUACUAUUAUACUAUUUGACAAUAUGAAAAUGCAAUAUUACUACCCAGGCCAUUGGAUUUAUCUACAAUUUUCGCCGUCUAAUGUGUCAUCACGGG
This is a messenger RNA of Benincasa hispida (wax gourd), 6869 nucleotides long. Its product is annotated as thyroid adenoma-associated-like protein. The record is from RefSeq and is a predicted model, not a curated record. NCBI's taxonomy places the organism in Eukaryota, Viridiplantae, Streptophyta, Magnoliopsida, Cucurbitales, Cucurbitaceae. Gene Ontology annotation, biological process: tRNA methylation. Gene Ontology annotation, cellular component: cytosol.